GGGGGCGCCGCGGCCGAGGCCGGCCGCCCGCCGGGCAGCGGUCGCGUGGCACCCGCACCGGGACGUGCUGGCGACGCUCUCGGAGGGGGGCGCGGUGGCCGUGCACGCCAUGGGCGGGGCGCUGGCGGAGGCGUGCACGACGUACCUGCACGCCGGCGGCGGCUCCCUGGGCGAGCCCCUGUGCCUGGACUGGCAGCCGAACGACCUGAGAGGGGCCCUGGCCCUCGGCCUCUCGUGCGGCGUGACCGUGUGGCGCUGCUCCCCGAGGGGCUGGGCGCGCGAGUGGUGCCUGCCCGGCGCGGCGUUCGCCUGCCCGGCGCUGGCGUGGUCCCCCAGCGGCAGGUGCCUCGCCGCGGCUGGCGACCGCGGCGUGGUGCGCGUGUGGCCGCACGACGGCCCGGGCGGCUCCAGGC
Molecule: messenger RNA, 413 nt
Organism: Prorocentrum cordatum
Lineage: Eukaryota; Dinophyceae; Prorocentrales; Prorocentraceae
Source: the annotation of a GenBank genome assembly